Messenger RNA from Rosa rugosa (rugosa rose), 1390 nucleotides. RefSeq lists its product as uncharacterized. Lineage: Eukaryota; Viridiplantae; Streptophyta; Magnoliopsida; Rosales; Rosaceae. Gene Ontology annotation, molecular function: phosphatidylinositol transfer activity. The coding region runs from base 240 to 1262 and encodes 340 amino acids. The transcript has 6 exons. The record is from RefSeq and is a predicted model, not a curated record.
ACCGACUCUCGUCCCCACGACAACUACAAAACUCGGAUUCUCACAUCCCAUACUGUUCAUUCUCCAGAAAACAAAAAACAGAGAAAACUUGAUCCACACCAAAAAUCUUCUGAGAUGAAUUCGGUGACUCUGUAUUUUUGCAUGGAAUAUAAAACAGCAAUUUGAAUUUGGCAGAUAUUCUUCGGUGAUCGAUUGUCGGGAAUUCAUAUAUUAUAAUAGUAAUAAUCUGAGAAGAGAAGAUGUCAUUCAAAAAGCAGCGGGAAAGUACGAUAGAGAAAACAUUGUUACCAGAUGAGCAGCAAGCCAAGAUUGAUGAAGUCAAGAAGAUGAUAGGCCCUAUUGUUGAUAAGCUACCAACGCUUUGUUCAGAAGCAGAAAUAUCAAGGUACCUUAGAGCGCGAAACUGGAAUACAAAGAAGGCAGGAAAGAUGUUGAAAGACUCCAUAAAAUGGAGACUGGAAUACAAGCCAGAGAAGAUUCGCUGGGAAAAUGUUGCUCAUGAAGCAGAGACGGGAAAAAUCUACAAAGCCAGUUACUCUGACAAGUAUGGAAGGACAGUUCUUAUAAUGAGACCUGGUUUUCAGAACACAAACGCGGUAAAUGAACAGAUCUUAUAUUUGGUAUAUUGCAUGGAGAAUGCCAUAAAUUCAAAUCCAGAUCACGAGCAGAUGGUGUGGCUGAUCAAUUUCCAACUAUGGAACACAUCAAGUAUAUCAUUGAAAGUGACUAGGGAAACAGCAAAGGUCCUGCAGAAUCAUUAUCCUGAGAGAUUGGGCCUUGGCAUCCUUUAUAACCCCCCAAAAAUAUUUGAGUCAUUUUGGACGAUGGUAAAGCCAUUUUUUGAGCCUAAAACAUUCAAGAAAGUGAAGUUUGUGUACUCUGAUAACCCACAGAGCCUGAAGACAAUGGCAGAGCUUUUCGAUAUAGAUAAGUUGGAUGCUGCAUUUGGUGGCAGGAAUGCAUGUGGUUUUGACUAUGAAGCCUAUGCACAAAGAAUGAAAGAAGAUGACAAGAAAAUGUGUGAUUUCAUUGAGACUGGUUGUUCUCCAUCUCUUCAACCAUCAAUUAUGUCUGAAUUGCAGCAGUCCAAUUCAGUGGCUUCUGACCCUGGUUCUGAGGGCUCUGAUGAAGCAGCUGGCUUAUCAUCCGGUGACGAAGCACCUGCUGCUUCUUCAAAUAUUAUUGAUGACAAGAUGCAACAAGACCAACCCCGUCAAAAUACCAAUGACGUUGCAAAUGGUGACACGAAGAAACAAAAAUGAGUAAGCCUGCAAAUCAGCACUAGUUUUAGGAUCUAUCUGGUAUGGUGUUGGUCUGAAAAUCUCAGUUUACAUAAUUUCACCUUGAUGUAACCAAGUAAUAGAAAUUUUUAACUUCUUUUACCCUCUAA